Dictyostelium discoideum AX4 is the source of this 744-nucleotide messenger RNA. RefSeq lists its product as hypothetical. Gene Ontology annotation, biological process: nuclear-transcribed mRNA catabolic process; nuclear RNA surveillance; gene expression. The transcript has 2 exons. Gene Ontology annotation, cellular component: nuclear lumen; nucleolus; catalytic complex. The record is from RefSeq and is a predicted model, not a curated record. NCBI's taxonomy places the organism in Eukaryota, Evosea, Eumycetozoa, Dictyosteliales, Dictyosteliaceae. The coding region runs from base 1 to 744 and encodes 247 amino acids.
AUGAGUAAAUUAUCAUAUAUAUCACCAGAAGGAUUAAGAAUUGAUGGUAGAAGAGCAAAUGAAUUAAGAAGAAUAAAUGUUGAGAUGGGUAUAUUUAAAAGAGCAGAUGGAUCAGCAUAUUAUGAACAGGGUAAUACAAAAAUCAUAGCAGCAGUUUAUGGACCACGUGAAAUAUCAGUGAGUGGAAAAGGAGUAUUUGAUAGAGCAGUUGUUAAAUGUGAAUUUUCAAGCAGUAGUUUUAGCACAACAGAGAGAAAACCUCAACAAAAAACCAAGGGAGAUAGAGUCACGACAGAGAUUGCAAAUUUAGUAAAACAAGCAUUUGAAAGCACAAUUCACACUCAUCUAUACCCACGUUCACAGAUAAAUAUCUAUUUACAAGUUUUGCAAUCGGAUGGUGGCUUAAAAGCUGCCGCUAUCAAUGCCUCUACAUUGGCUUUGAUAGAUGCAGGUAUUUCAAUGAAAGAUUUUAUUUGUGCUUGUUCAACUAGUUGUAUUGAUGGUAUUGCAGUUUUGGAUUUAAAUAAUAUCGAAGAACGUUCGGGUGGUCCCGAUUGUUUACUCUCAAUUCAACCUCAAAUCGGUGGUGUCAUCUCUUUAAAUAUGGAUUCAAAAGUACCUCAAGAUCUUUUUGAAUCGGUUUUAGAAUUGGGUGAAAAAGGUUGUAAAAAAAUAUUUUCAAUUUUAUCUGAUUAUGUUAAAAAGUAUUGUUCAAAUUUAAUUUCAAAUCAAAUAAAAAAUUAA